Messenger RNA from Salvelinus sp. IW2-2015, 1734 nucleotides. It is a transcript of the gene cdk5rap3, whose product is annotated as CDK5 regulatory subunit associated protein 3. Gene Ontology annotation, cellular component: endomembrane system. The record is from RefSeq and is a predicted model, not a curated record. Lineage: Eukaryota; Metazoa; Chordata; Actinopteri; Salmoniformes; Salmonidae. Gene Ontology annotation, biological process: regulation of mitotic cell cycle; regulation of cyclin-dependent protein serine/threonine kinase activity.
UUUUCUAUUGGUCCUUCGUCUGGUAACGUGUCGUUUUGGGUGUAAAUAGUGGAAUAGCGGAUUAACUUGAAGAAYUCGCAGAAAUAUAACUGCAAUGUGCCAAGAAUAAUAAAAAUCCAACAAUUCCAUGAACAGUUGAAGAGGCGAUGGAGAAUCUUCAAAAUCUUCCUAUUGACAUACAGACUAGUAAGCUUUUAGACUGGCUGGUGGACCGACGACACUGCAGUCUGAAAUGGCAGAGUGCUGUAAUGAGCAUCCGGGAGAAGAUCAACGCUGCGAUGCAGGACAUGCCAGAGAACGAGGAGAUCAAGGAGCUUCUCUCAGGGUCCUACAUCCACUACUUCCACUGCUUGAGGAUAGUGGACAUCCUGAGGGGGACUGAGGCCUCUUCCAAAAACAUCUUUGGCAGAUACUCCUCUCAGAGGAUGAAGGACUGGCAAGAAAUAGUGUCCCUCUAUGAGGCAGACAAUGUUUACUUGGCGGAGGUGGCCAGCUUGUUGAGCCGCACUGUGAGCUAUGAGGGUCCGGCCCUGAGGAAGCAGGUAGCCAAGGCCCAGCAGCUUCAGCAGGAYUUGAGCCGGAGAGAGACUGAGUGCCAGAGCUCUGCUGCGGACCUGAGGGAGCGCUUCUACGCAGGCUGCAAGCAGUACGGCAUCAUGGGGGAAAAUGUGGCUCGGGAGCUGCAGGCUCUGGUGAAGGAUCUACCAACGACUCUUGGGGAAGUGGGGAGGGACGCCAAGCUAGAGGAGCAAAUCCAACUUUACACAGCCUUCACAAACUUUCUCUGUGACUGGGAUGAGCCAGUGCUGCCCAUGCUGACUUUUGCCCAAAAGAGAGGUAACCCCACGUUCUAUGAGUGGCGAACUGGAAAAGCACCAGCGGUCAUCGAGAGGCCUGUAAUGGAGGAGGCGCCCCCUGAUACGGUCACAGAGGAAACGAUUGACUGGGGUGACCUGGGGUGUGGGACAGGGGCAGAAGGGACACAGGAUGUGAUCACGGUGGAGGAUGGAGGAGUGGACUGGGGCAUCAGCCUGGAGCCUGYCUCUGAGGGCACAGAUGCAGGUGUCAUUGAUUGGGGAGAGAGUGAAACCCCUAUAGAAAUUGAGAUCUUAGAWAUGGGCACGGACUGUCCUGAUGGUGUGGCCAGGGGGGAGGAUGCUCUGUCUAUAUUGGAGACCCCACAGACCCGCAGCCAGUACAUCGACGAGCUGAUGGAGUUGGAGGUAUUCCUGYCCCAGCGGCUGAGUGAGAUGGGAGAGGAGGGCAAUGUGGUGGCCAUGUGUCAGUUCCAGCUGGCCCCCUCCAUCAUCCAGGGGCAGACCUGCCAGCGCAUCCAGGAGAUGCUGGCUGAGGUGCGCCACCUGCUGCAACGGCUGACCAACCUACGGAUGCAGCACCUCUUCAUGAUCCAGGCCUCGCCACGGUACGUGGAGCGUGUCUCGGAGGUCCUGAGGCAGAAGCUGAAGCAGGCAGACAUCCUCGUGCUGAAGCGGGCCACACUGGCCGAGAAGAGACAGGAAGCUCUGGAAGAGCAGGCCACCCUGGAGCCCCGCAUCGACCUCCUGGCUCAGCGCACCCACCAACUCCACAAACUGAUCGAAGCGGACAUUUCAAAACGCUACAACAACCGGCCUGUCAACCUAAUGGGAGUCAAUGUGUAGCUGUUGUAGUUCACCCAGAUUUGUAUCAUCGUCGUAGCUCCCUAGAAAAAAUAAAUGUUUGAUUUGAUGUAAA